This is a messenger RNA of Aureococcus anophagefferens, 3354 nucleotides long. RefSeq lists its product as hypothetical. The transcript is spliced from 2 exons. The coding region runs from base 1 to 3354 and encodes 1117 amino acids. Gene Ontology annotation, molecular function: metal ion binding. The record is from RefSeq and is a predicted model, not a curated record. Lineage: Eukaryota; Pelagophyceae; Pelagomonadales; Pelagomonadaceae.
AUGCGGUGGUUGUACGUCGCCCUCGCGGCGGCGGCCGCGGCGUACGUGCCUCGGCACGCGACCUUCAAACAACCAACGCUCCGGCGCGCGUCGCCGCGCCUGACCCCCGUCGCCGUGCUCGCCGCCGAGCCGCAGGCGCAGACGCUCCUCCCGUCGCACCCCGAGUUCGUGCGCGGGCGGCUCCCCAACGGCCUCGAGUACGUGAUCCUGCCGAACGCGUCGCCCGCGGGCCGCUUCGAGGCGCACCUCGAGGUCUUCGCGGGCUCGGCGGACGAGAACGACGACCAGCAGGGCAUGGCGCACCUGGUCGAGCACGUCGCGUACAUGGGCUCUAGGAAGCGCGAGCGCCUCUUCGGCACGGGGUCGCAGACCAACGCCUACACGGACUUCCACCACACGGUCUUCUACGCGUGCUGCCCGCGCGAGGCGCCCGGCGGCGGCGACGGCGGCCUCGGCGGGCUGCUCGGGAACCGCGGCGGCGCGUCGAUGCUGCCGCGCGCGCUCGACGCGCUGUGCGAGGUGCUCCAGGCCCAGUUCGCGCCGGCGCGCGUCGAGAAGGAGCGGGCCGCCGUGCUCAGCGAGAUGUCCAUGGUCAACACGAUCGAGUACCGGGUCGAGUGCCAGAUCCUGCGGACGCUGCACGCGGAGAACUCGCUCGCGCGGCGCUUCCCCAUCGGCCUCGAGGACCAGAUCAAGGCCUGGACGACGGAGGACGUCAUGGCCUACCACCGCGAGCACUACCGGCCCGACAACUGCCUCCUCUACGUCGUCGGCGACGUGCGACCGCCGGAGGUCGAGGCCGCGAUCGCCAAGGCGUUCGCGGGCGUGCCCAAGCCCCGGGACGCGCGGGCGACGCCCCGGUCCUUGAAGGCCCAGUCGCGCCACUUCCCGCCCAUCGUCCACACGUGGUCCGGCGGGCGCCUCGACGGCAAGGCCGACGUCGUGAUUAGAGGGGAGGGCGAGGACCGGCUCUUGGAGCUCGACGAGGCCAAGUAUUUACUACCAUUGGACGUGCCGCCGACGCCCCACCCGGACACGCAGGAGCCCGUGCGGGCCCACGUCUUCCAGCACGAGCUGCUCCAGCAGUUCAGCUUCCACCUCUUCGCCAAAAGGCCCGUCGAGGCGAUCACGACGUUGGAAGCGCACCGGCUCAUGACCGCGCGGCGCAUCGUGCUCAGCGCGCUGCAGGUGCGCCUCAACGUCAUGGCGCGGACGGAGCCUUUGUUCUCCUUCGUCGAGUUCCAGUACCUCGACAGCGCGCGCGAGGCGUGCGCCGUGUGCUCGCUCGACAUGAACGGCGACGCCGCGCGGUGGGAGGACGCGGUCGCGGCCGCGGUGCGCGAGACGAAGCGCAUGGGCCAGUACGGCCUGACUCAGGGCGAGCUGGAAAGAUUCGGCGCGUCGCUGGUGACGGACUCGGAGCAGCUCGCGGCCAUGGGCGACCAGCUCGCGCACGGCGACCAGCUCACGCACUUGAUGGAGACGGUGUCGUGCGCGCACACGUUCAUGGACCCCGCGGCGGCCCACGAGGCGACGUUGAUCGCCGUGGAGUCCCUCACUUUAGAAGAGGUGAACGCGGAGGCGCAGCUCCUCAUGCCCCACGUCGUCGACUUUGGGGACGCGGCCGCGCCGUCGCCGUCGGCGAUGAUCGCGUGCGCGCCGGCGACGCUGAGCGACGGCACGCCCGUGGUCAUCGACACGGACCGCCUCCUCGCCGUCGCCGCGAAAGCAGCCGCCGAGGAGCUCGAGCCCGAGCCGGAGCUCGAGAUCCCCGCGGAGCUCAUGGGCCGCGGCGACGUCGCGGACCUGCUGCCCGACCCGUUGGUCCCCGUCGACUUCGGGGACCUCGACCCCUACGACGCCGAGGCGGCGAAGAACCUGGGCGUGCGCGUCUCCAAGCUCGCCAACGGCGCGCGGGUCAUGGUCAAGGCGCUGCCCCACGAGGCGCAGCGCGGCGCGUUGCGGCUGACGUGCGCCGGCGGCCGCGCGGGCGAGGCCAAGCUCGGGUCCGCGGCGCUCGGCGCGCGCGCGGUCCAGGAGGGCGGCGCCUUCGAGCCCUGGAGCCGCGAGCAGGUCGAGCUCUUCUGCGUCGACCGCUUAAUCAUGGUCGAGGUCACCUGCGGCGAGGACUACAUCACCAUCGACUUUGGGUUCCCCACGCCCCCCCCCAAGACGGGCGGCUGCGACGGCGUCGAGGCCGCGCUCCAGCUCGUCCACAAGAUCCUCAUGCCCGGCGCCUUCAAGUGGGAGCCCGACGCCCUCCAGCGGGCGCGCCUCGGGCUCCAGCAGCAGACGGAGACGCACCUGUAUUCCAUGGAGGGCGCCGCGCAGGAGGCGCUGCUCGCGCAAUUGUUGGGCGACGACGCGCGGUUCCUGUCGCUGCCCAACGACGCCGCCGACGCGCUGAGUUUGGAGGACGUGCGGUCCUGCGUCAUGGCCCAGCUCGACCCGGCGAACGUCGAGAUCAGCGUCGUCGGCGACGUCGACGCGGAGCGGACCGAGGCGCUCGCGCACGAGUACGUCGGCUCCGUGCCGUCCAAGAACCCGAACCCCGCCACCGACGCGCCCCCGGGCGCGACGGCGACGACGCUCCCGCCGAACCCCGACGCGCCCCUGCGGGUCCACGUCUCCGAUAGCGACCCGCGCGCGGUCGCGUACAUCGCGGGCGCGGCGCCGAACCGCCUCGGCGUUUUAGCGGACGGCCGGUCGCUCGUGGAGGCGCUCCUGGGCACGGCGGACACGUCCAAGGCGCCGGAGCGCUGGCGCCACCCGCUCUUCCCCGCCGUGGCCCUGUCGCUGCUCCAGGAGGUGGCGAACCGGCGCCUCUUCUCCGUCGUCCGCGAGCGGAAGCAGCUCACGUACGACGCGAACUUCCACUUCAGCGACCACGAGCGCCUCAACGGCGGCUGGUACCUCGUGUCCGUGACGGCGUCGCCGGCGAACGCCGAGCGGGCCCUCGAGGCCUGCCGCGAGACGCUCCAGGGCCUCGACGGGCCCCAGCCGGCGACGCCGGACAACCUCGAGGCCGCGCGCCGCGUCGUCAUCAACCGCCACGUCGCGGAGCUCAACUCGAACAAGUACUGGUGCGAGCAGCUCACGGGCUGCGCCAUGGACGCCGUGCCCAACAAGAAGCUCGCGGGCAUCCGCGACUACGUCGCGCUCGCGGAGGCCGUCACCGUCAAGGACCUCCAGGUCGUCAUGAAGCUCGUCAACACGGCCGACGACCAGAUCCACACCUGCAUCGGCACCUCCGGGACCUCCGACGGCGCCGCGCCGGCGGACGACGACGGGCCGCCGCCGGCGUCGGACGAGCACGGCACGGCCCACGUCAUGGGCCCCGGCCGCCGCCGCUAG